AUGUUGCAUCACAGGGAUCUUAUCCCAUUCGCUUUGUCAAAUAUUACUGGAAAGUGUUUCUCCUGCAUCUCAGCUCCAAGCACUGCUCCUCAGUUCCUUAAAACCAGGAAGCUGUCAGACUAUAAGGUAGAGCUAUCGUGGCAACCACCACUUGAAGCCAAUUCAGACAUCCUCUUCUACAUUGUCAGAGUUUGGAAUGAGACGUUUGAGCUGGAGCAGAAUGUGACAGGCACAUCAGUGGUUAUUAAUGUGGACUCAGAGAGUCGCUACAAUGCCUCCGUCUCCAGCUGGACCAGACUGGGAGAUGGAGGAGUGCUGAUCCACAUCAGCUUUACCACCACUGCUGCAGAGCCAUUCGACCCGCCACAGAAUGUGACAUUAGUAAACGUGACGGCCUCCUCUGUCACCUUGAUGUGGUAUCCACCCACUGAACCCAAUGGGAUCAUUGUACACUUCACUAUUUACUAUUCUUACAACAACAGUGUAGCUGAGAAGAGGGUUCCCGUUUCAGAUUUGCCUGCUCGCGCCUCCCCUGAUUCACCCUUCGUCUACACUCUGACUGGGCUGAUUGGGGGAUACGAACACACCUUGUGGAUGACCUCUAACACCAUACAGGGUGACGGAGGAGUCCAGUCCGAGCCACUAACUGUGUUCUUACCGGAGGACGCUGCUCCACUCUCAGCCAGGCUCCGGACCUCCAGGGCACCUUGUCUCUCCUGCACUGCCAAGCCCAGCAGGGGUUCACUCCCCUGGGCUCAGACCCCCACACACACCUGGCCCCCUCACACCUACUCAUUCAUCUUAUGGAUCUCUCGAGUUUUAUCUCCCAUUUCCCCUUCAUCUCUCCCCACCUUUUUUUUUUUCCUACUCUGUGUACCAUUUCCAGAGGAGCUGAGUCGAUGGACAGGAUGAGUAUUUCUCUUCGUCUUUCUCGCUUUCAAUCCCAGAUUCUCAGUGUGCAAAUUUCCCUCCCAAGUGCCUCUGUAUAUGUCAGAAUGGGCUGUUGAUUUUAUUGUCUCCGUGUCUGUUUACUGUACUGUUUUACUUUGCUGUGUUUCUGUGUUGGUAAAGUAAUGUCAUGCUGUAUUGUUCGACUUGAUGUGCUGUUGUUGCUGAUUUUGUAAACUACAACAAUGCUGACAAUAAGUAUGAAAGAUAGAAUGAUGGCGAUGACGAUGUUCAUUUUUUCCUGGUGUGUCAGAGUGUGUAUGGUUGAUUGAUGUCCUAAUUUGUUGGCUCGCAAUGUAGUAAACUCACAAUGAAAGACUCACAACUGGUCUUGCCACUAGUUGUUACCAUUAGUAACACCAUUCUACUCUUCUCUUCCUUCAGUGCCAAGUGACUCGGUCCGAAACUUGUCAGCUCAGAUCUUCAGCU
Messenger RNA from Stegastes partitus (bicolor damselfish), 1377 nucleotides. RefSeq names its product phosphatidylinositol phosphatase PTPRQ-like. Gene Ontology annotation, biological process: peptidyl-tyrosine dephosphorylation involved in inactivation of protein kinase activity. The transcript is spliced from 6 exons. The coding region runs from base 1 to 912 and encodes 303 amino acids. Gene Ontology annotation, cellular component: signaling receptor complex. Gene Ontology annotation, molecular function: protein binding. NCBI's taxonomy places the organism in Eukaryota, Metazoa, Chordata, Actinopteri, Pomacentridae. The record is from RefSeq and is a predicted model, not a curated record.